AUGGCUGGUGAUACUGCCACAUCUCAAGUUGGAGAGGCUGGAGGUUCAACUCCAGUAGGUUCAACUAUUCAGAUCAACCAAGGAAAUGAUGCCUCUAAUCCUUUUUAUCUUCACCCAUCCGAUUCACCUGGAAUGGUGCUUGUCAACUCAAUCUUCGAUGGGAAGAGCUACAGUGGCUGGCGCAAGGCAGUCUUCAUAGCUCUUUCUGCCAAGAACAAACUCAGCUUCAUUGAUGGAAGUCUUAGUGAACCUGCUGUUUCUUCACCAACCUAUAAGGCAUGGAAUCGAUGCAAUGAUAUGGACAUCUGGAAAGAACUUGAAGAUAGGUUUGGGCAGUGCAAUGGUGCAAAAUUAUUUCAGCUCCAAAAAGAGUUAAGUGAUUUGGUACAAGGAAACUCAGAUGUGGCUGGUUAUUAUACCAAGGUGAAAAGGAUUUGGGAUGAGUUGGAUAGUCUUGACACUUGUGCUCAUUGCACUUGUGGCUGUUCUUGUGGAGGUAAGAAUAGGACUCUUAAAUCUCAUGAAGACGGCAGGCUCAUUCAGUUCCUUAUGGGACUGAAUGAUGCAUAUUCUAGUGUUAGAAGCAAUAUCUUGAUGAUAUCACCCUUGCCAAGUGUCAAUCAAGCUUAUUCAUUGUUGAUCCAAGAUGAGAAGCAGAGAGAAAUUCACACUUUUCAACAUCCAAUUGAGUCAGCUUUCAUGGCUGCAAGACAACAAUAUGGGGUUCAAAAAUUCAACACAUUAGAAAAGAAAGGAAAUUUUGAAGGAUCAAAGAACAACUUAUUCUGCAAUUAUUGUAAGAAGACAAGGCAUACGGCACAGAACUGCUAUAGGUUGAUCGGCUUCCCAGCAGACUUCAAAUUUACCAAAGGAAAGAAACCUCAAGCACAAAGUAAUGCAGUAUACACAGAUACUGAUGCAGGAAAUUCUUCAAUUGCUCUCCCUGAGAAAGAAUUCACACGGGAACAAUAUCAGCACAUGUGUAGUAUGCAUCAAGAUUUUCAACACCUCAAGUUACGCACUCAAGGUGAAUCAAACUCUGAGGUUCAUAUAUCUGCUAACUGUGCUGGUAUAGCUCAAACUCUUUCUACUUCUAUGCAUUCUUCUAAAUCUAUCAUUUGGAUUUUGGAUUCAGGAGCAUUUGAGCAUAUGACCCAUGAUUCCAAGCUUUUAUUCAAUAUUCACCCUCUACUCACUCCUGUUUUUGUUAAUCUUCCUAAUUCAGAAAGAAUUAAAGUCACUCAAGCUGGAAGUGUCAACAUUUUACCCAAUUUUACUGUUGUAGAUGUUCUCUUUGUUCCUAGUUUUAGGUGCAAUCUUCUUUCAGUUCACAAAAUAUGUUCUAGAGCUAAUUCAUCUCUUCUUUUUACUUCCUUUGGAACUGUUUUGCAGGCCCCUUCAAUGAAGAGGCCAAUAUUACUUGGGGAGGCUAAGCUGGGCAUCUAUCUUCUUCACACUAUCAAGCCUACUACUAGUUGCAAUCCUCUAGAUGUACCUAGUAUUUCUAAUUCAGCUUUUUACUCUUUGUAA
Solanum pennellii is the source of this 1530-nucleotide messenger RNA. RefSeq lists its product as uncharacterized. Bases 1 to 1530 code for a protein of 509 amino acids. Lineage: Eukaryota; Viridiplantae; Streptophyta; Magnoliopsida; Solanales; Solanaceae. The record is from RefSeq and is a predicted model, not a curated record. The transcript has 2 exons.